UUAACCACACAAGGUCAUACGCACGUGGGUCUGCUCGGCUGUCAUCUAGUAUUUUGUGCGUGAGCGUAGUUGAUUUAAAUACUUUGUCUGCAACGUUAUUUGUCAAAAUUGUGCUUUCAUUACAGUUUGGAUCUACCUUUACAAUGGCAAGAGGAAGUCGCAGUCGUACUUCACCGGCACCAGCGAGUGCUCCUGCCCCAUCUUAUGCUCCUGCCCCAGCACCACCUCCUCCAAUGGCAGUGGCUCCAGUCCAGCCCAAGCAACCAGGCCUCAUGGCCCAGAUGGCCACCACAGCUGCCGGAAUGGCCGUUGGCUCAGCUGUAGGACAUGUGAUGGGCAGUGCCAUCACAGGUGCUUUUAGUGGAGGCAGCAGCAGCUCAGAGGCACCCAAACCAGCACCAACCUAUCAGGAGCCUUCACGACUCCCAACAUCUCAGUCAGGCCCGUGUCUCUUUGAGGUGCGGCAGUUCCUGGACUGUGCAACGACUCAAGCUGAUCUCAGCUUGUGUGAAGGUUUCAAUGAAGCUCUUAAGCAGUGCAAACUCUCACAUGGUGUGUCAUCCCUGGUAUAAAGAAGAACCUGGAAAGAUCGUCAAAUGAAAACUCUAAAUGUAGAUAAAUAAACUAUUGAUCCAGAAUCUCAAUAUCACCAGCAGUUAAUGAGCAUUACUUGUGUUUUUAGUUGUGAAAUUUACUCUUUUUAAUAUGUGACCGUGUAAAUGAAGUUGUACAAUUAAAGA
Molecule: messenger RNA, 740 nt
Organism: Xyrauchen texanus (razorback sucker)
Lineage: Eukaryota; Metazoa; Chordata; Actinopteri; Cypriniformes; Catostomidae
Gene: chchd10
Product: coiled-coil-helix-coiled-coil-helix domain containing 10
Exons: 4
Coding region: 144-572 (142 amino acids)
Biological process (GO): mitochondrion organization
Cellular component (GO): mitochondrion; nucleus
Source: RefSeq, a predicted model, not a curated record